Durio zibethinus is the source of this 2097-nucleotide messenger RNA. The record is from RefSeq and is a predicted model, not a curated record. NCBI's taxonomy places the organism in Eukaryota, Viridiplantae, Streptophyta, Magnoliopsida, Malvales, Malvaceae.
UUAAAAUAGGCAACCCAUUCGCGUAUGCAAAGUAAUGGCAAACAGCAAAACAGGAAAAACCUCAACCAACCAAAACAACCCCGCUAGAUUACAAAUCACAAAGACAUAAAUUUCACCACCCGCAUUCACCGCUCCCUUGUAAUAACAUGAACCCAAAACGCUAAAAAAAUCAAUCAUGUUUCCUCUUUCGUAGUUACAAAUUUCUCACUGUUUUGAGUUUUACUCAGUCACUUCGAAAGACCCCACUUCAAAGGAAUAAAACCCAGACUGUCAAAGCGGUUUCUUUUCCUCAAUCUCUCUAUUUUAAGGUAAGGGCUCUUGCAAAUCUUUUGUUUUGGGUGUUUCUUGUGAUCUGGGUUGUUUUGAUUUUGGGUCUUUUUUUCGAUGCCAUACAAUUGUGUGUUUCAUGAAUUUGAAUUUACGCUUAUAGAGAAAAUUGGGGUUUUUAUUGGUUUAUUUGUAUAUAUUAUACCAAAUGAUGAUACCAAAAAGAAAGAAAUGGACCGAGGCUGAAGAAAAAACCCUAAUUGAUAAAUAUGGUGAGAUGGUGGCUGAUGGGACUCUUGCGAAAAUGAAAACGAGGGAAAAGAAAUAUAAGCCUAUUGCUUAUUAUGUGAAUACUAUGCAUCAUUGGCGUGAUUCUAUUGCAUAUCCAUGGCAAUGGUCAUGGAAGGAUGUGUCUACUAAGGUGCAAAAUAUGAGGCACCAAUAUUUGCUUGUUAAACAAAAGAUUAAGAAACCUGAUGCUGAUAAUCCGGUGGGUGGGGAAUGUAAUGGGGAUGAUGACUUUGACUGGUUAGAAGGGCUUACACAUUGGUCGAAUUUUUUGCGGUACAAGGAGGUAUUUGGGGAUGUGGCAGUUUCAUAUAAUAGUAAUAAUAACAAUAAUAGUAACAAUAGUAGUGAUAUUAUGGCGAUUGCGACUGAGGAAAGGGAAAAUGGAGGAGGAUUCGUUGGACGUAGGGGGAUGGAUCUUGCGGAGUUUGGACAAAUAGGUCAAUCUGGGGAUGGCGAUUUUGUGGGAAUUGAUGGGGGAGAGAAUGGGGUGUUAGGUUUGGGAUUUGAGUAUGAUGGUGAAGAAGGAGAGGGGAAUUAUAAUGGUAAUGAUCAAGUGAGGGAGGAGGUAGAUGAUGGUUUGUUGUAUGAAGAAGUGGAGCCAAAUGGGUCUAAUUUGAAGAAGAAAAGGAAAGUGUUGAAGGGGUUGGAGAAAAAGGCAUUUGGGUUUCUUAUGAACCAGUUGGGGCAAUUAAGGGAAUUGGAGUCUCGGUUUGAGCAACGUGAGGCCGUGAGAGAGCGUGAGAGGCAGAGAAAGGAGAAUGUUCAACUGGAGCUUGAGAAAGAAAGGGAAAGGAAGUUGGAAGAAAGAGAAAAAGAGAGGGAAGAAAGAGAGAAGGCUAGAGAAAAGCUGAGAAGGCAGAGAAUUUGUGAGUGGGAAGCUAUGGAAAAGGAAAGUGAAGAGAAAGAAAGAAGAAGAAAAGAAGAGGAGUCGAUACAAGAGAGGGAAUGGGAGGAGAGGAUGAAUAGAAGGAGGUCCGAAUGGAAGAAGAGGAUGGAUGAAAUGCUAAAUCAGCACAGAGCUGAAAUGAGCCAGAUGCAGAACCGUAUUCUUCACGAGCAACAAAAUCUUACUAGCCAGUUGCUUGGAAUUGUCUCUCAAUGGACUGGUCAUCCAGCAGGGCUUUCAGACCAUACUGGUGCCAGCAACCAUUAUCUUUCACAAAUGAUGCAAAAUUUGCACCAUGUGAAUGGUAUGGUUCAUGGAGAUGGAAGGGUUGACGGAGACAAUCAAGAUGACCAAUUUAUUGUUGAUGGAUGAUAUCUUUUCUGCAACAUCAACUCCUUGGACAUGCGAAUAACUGGAGGUUGUGCAACAAUGUUUGCUGCAAUGGAAAGGGUAGAAGGUCAGGCAUUGUUAAUUGCAUAUGGUCAAGUUCUUCAGCUACAUUUGCUUGCAUACCAAUCUAUUUAGUUCGAAACCUAGUUAAUAAGGGAUAUAAGAUUCUCUGUUUUGGUUUUGUCUUCUUCUCCUCAUCUUGUUGUAACUAUAUUUGUUAAAUAUAAAUGAAAUCCUAUUCUGAAUUGUAAUUAUUUUUGUUC